Poecilia reticulata (guppy) is the source of this 925-nucleotide messenger RNA. It is a transcript of the gene selenom, whose product is annotated as selenoprotein M. Lineage: Eukaryota; Metazoa; Chordata; Actinopteri; Cyprinodontiformes; Poeciliidae. Gene Ontology annotation, cellular component: endoplasmic reticulum lumen. Gene Ontology annotation, molecular function: oxidoreductase activity. The record is from RefSeq and is a predicted model, not a curated record.
UAUUUAAUCUUCACCUUUUUCAUAUUAUUGAUAUCCUGCAUUAGCAAAGAAUCGCAUUGAUAUAUUCUGGUUUAGGAGCCUCAUGUAGCCAAUGAGAGUCCUCUCCACGCCUCCCUCUCUGUUCUGGGCGAAAUAUUUGACGUGGCAAGAAGUCCGGUAGUGACACAGCUGCUCGUCAUCGCCUCUCCUCCUCCUCGGCUCCGUGAUAUUCAAACCUCCGCAGGUAAACCACCCGUCAGACAGAGGAACCCGCUGCUGCUCACGGCGGCCUGUCCCGGGAGAAGAAGAAUGUGGCUGAUCGUGCUGGCCUCCUUCCUUCACUGCGCCUCGGCCUAUGAUGUAGAUCUGCAGAAGCUGGACGGGCUGGCCAAAGCCAGGGUGGAGACAUGUGGUGGAUGACAACUGAAUAGACUCAGAGAGGUCAAAGCCUUUGUGAUGCAGGAUAUUCCUCUUUACCAUAACCUGGUGAUGAAGCACAUUCCUGGGGCUGAUCCUGAGCUUGUCCUCCUGAACCACUACUAUGAAGAACUAGAUCGGAUAGCUCUGACUGACAUGACCCGCUCUGAGAUCAACGAGCUGCUGGAGAAACUGGGUUUCUACAAGAAAGCUCAACCAGAAGACGAGGUGCCGGAGGAGUUCCGCUUCGCUCCCGCCAAAGACAGCCCGUUCAAAGACGAGCGCCCGUUCAAAUCAUCCAUGUCCACUGUAGAUACAGAGAACGCCUCCUCAGAGUCUAAUCCAGAGGUCAAGCACACCGACCUAUAACCGCCAAGAACUGGCAAAAAUAGAAACGGUCCCUCUGGGCCGCUCCACAACCAGCAGAUUAUCAUAGUUCGCUCAUGAGGAAAAACAAGGGAAACAACCACACAGGCUCUUUUCUAGUCGAGACAUUUUUUUCUACCCCCUUUUUUUUUUUUUUUUAGAA